This is a messenger RNA of Penicillium arizonense, 204 nucleotides long. RefSeq lists its product as uncharacterized. Bases 1 to 204 code for a protein of 67 amino acids. The transcript is spliced from 2 exons. The record is from RefSeq and is a predicted model, not a curated record. Lineage: Eukaryota; Fungi; Ascomycota; Eurotiomycetes; Eurotiales; Aspergillaceae.
AUGUCCUUUGUUCUCGCUCAGGCCCUUGGAAACGAGUUUGAUGAUCUUGUUUUGAGUCGCUUGAACCGGAAGCGCGCCGACCCGAAUCUUCGCGACAAGUUUGCAGCUCGGCCCAAAACGAGUUUCAACGUUGCUCUCGCAACCUCACAAUCUCGCAAGCGGCCGAAAAUCGAAAGUACAAGCCUCUCUGAAGUGUUAACUUAG